This is a messenger RNA of Osmerus eperlanus (European smelt), 7774 nucleotides long. RefSeq names its product PHD and ring finger domains 1 (gene phrf1). The record is from RefSeq and is a predicted model, not a curated record. NCBI's taxonomy places the organism in Eukaryota, Metazoa, Chordata, Actinopteri, Osmeriformes, Osmeridae. Bases 572 to 5839 code for a protein of 1755 amino acids. The transcript has 21 exons.
UCUAGCAGCAUUGAUUAGCAGUAUAGUUAUUAUUCCUUCACAGUGCCCAAGAAGGCAGACGAUGCCUAAAGUUUUAUCAUGGGAAAAUAGUAAUUCUACAACAUAUACUUACAGGGACAGUCAACUGACGUUGCUAUAAGCAGAACUUGACACUACAUUUUUUUGGACGAACGUGUUUUUUGUGUACAUCUUUUCGUUCAUCAGCUUAUGUAUUUUAAUUGUCAGCGACCAUACUCACAUUUUAUUUGUUUUAUUGUGCUUUAUUGUAUGUCCUGGCAACGCGUUUCACAGAAUAUGUUGGUUUGAUACGAUCAAAAUCAUACACGGUAUCUUUAAGAGUGUGCAGUGACUUGAGUAUGUUCGGCCAUUUCCGUCUAGAGCUACAUCUUCAGCCGGUGGUGUCACUCAACAAUUCGGGACUUCAAGUACUCUAAACAUGCACCCCACAACUCCCUCACAGGAUAAAGGAUUAUAGAACGAUUUAUACUGACGUAUCCCAAGCGCGCCUGUCCACUGUUCUGAGACAGUGUUUGCAUCUGUGUUGACGUUUGAGGCGCUCUGAUGGUCAGCAAUGGAUGAGGAGGACAGCCAGGAUGAGCUGAUAAACAGGAACGCUUCCCAGGGGAAAGGGAAGAGGGCUGCUGGGUGGAAUAUCUCAGGAUCAGAGGAAGACUCUGACGAAGCAGGAGAGGAGAUGGAGGAUGAAGAGUCGGAGAGCGGGGAUGAUAAUGAUGAUGAUGAAGAGGAGGAUCACCUCGACGGAGAUGAUGAGGAGAUGGAAGAGGAGGAUGACAGUGAUGAUGAUGAUGAUGAUGAUGAUGAUGAUGAUGAUGAUGAAGAAGAGGAGGAUUCUGGGAAGGCUGUGGAGGGGGCUGUGGCAGGAGCCUCCGCUGACCCCGCAGAGCUCAGCUCAGAUGAGGACUCUGAGAAGUGUCCCAUCUGCCUCAACUCAUUCCACAGCCAGCCUGUGGCCACCCCAGAGAGCUGUGAGCACUACUUCUGUCUGGACUGCAUCCUGGAGUGGUCCAAGAACGCCAAUUCCUGCCCCGUGGACCGUAUCGUCUUCAACAACAUCUACCUGAGGAAGAAUUUCGGAGGGAAAGUUCAGAAGAUGAUCACAGUGCACAAGCCUGUAAAGGAAGGCCAGGAGGAGCAGGUGGACCUGGAGCUGGAACAGACCAGCUGCGAGGUGUGCAGGGGGAGAGACCGCGAGGAUCGCUUGCUGCUCUGCGACGGUUGUGACGCAGGGUACCACAUGGAGUGCCUGACCCCCCCACUGGAUGCCGUUCCUGUGGAGGAAUGGUUUUGCCCAGGGUGUGAAGCCAACAACCGUCGCUCACGGGGUUCUGCCGAGGACCUGAGCGAGGCUGAGAGCCAGACUAGCGACCGCCCCACCACCAGCCGCUCCCGCCCCGCCCCGGCAGGGCCUACCCGGGCCAUCGCCCGCACCCAGCAGAGCGAGCGCGUCCGCGCCAACGUCAACCGCCACCGCAUCACACAGGCACGCACGGCACAGCUGGCCCCCAGGUUCCUGAUGCAGUCCACCUGGCUGGACGACACCAUCAACUCUGUGGUGGCGGGCCUCAACACCGCCGUGUACGUCCGCAACCUCACGCCCCGCGCUGCCCCCAGCCGCCGGCGCAGGACCGUAAAGCGCAGGAAAGGCAGGAAGUCCACUGCCUCUGGGGAGAAGGGCAAAGCUGCGGGCACGGGGGUGAAGAGGCGGAGGCGGAAGAGGAGAACCAAAUCCAGAAGGAAGCUGGUGGCGAAGAAGCAGCCAACGUCGCGAGGCCGUAUAGCCCGUAGCCUGGGCAUCGCUAAGCCCAAGAAGGGCUCCACUCUGCCCUCGGUGUGCCGGCCGUCGGACCAAACUCUGGGCAGCAUGCGCGCCGACAUAGGGGCCGCCUCUUUCUCCGUCUACGGAGACCCCUUCGACCUGGACGACUUUGACAACGGGGAGGAGGAAGGUGAGGAGCAGACCCAGGUGACAUCAAUGCUCGACGCCAAGAGGCGGGGCCUCUCUCGCUCCGCCCUUCGCUCCCACCAGCCGGUGGCUCGCCCAAUCACUGCUGGCCUCUCCAGGGGUGGCCAGGGUCAGCCCCAGGCAGAGGAGGCGGCCCCAGUGCCUGACCUGCUGGGCAGCAUCCUAACAGGACAGAGCAUGCUGCUGAUGGACAGCUCCGAUGUGGUCAUCAACAGAGACGGCUCCCUCAAGGCAGUCAAGCCAGUGAGCUCGUCGUCUCCGUCGAUGCCAGGUAGCAGCAGAAGCAGCAGCUCAGGAGAGACGGGUGCCCCCGGCCCCCCAGGACAGUCCCCCAACCCCGGACCAAGCUUUGGCGACCUGGCGGGGCCCUCCUACAGCCCCCUGAACACACCCCUGCCCCACAGCUCCCCGGGACCCUCAUCAUCAUCCCCUCUCAACCCCUCGCCACCCUCCCCCUCCCUGACCAACCACAGCCACCCUGCCGCCAACCCCCACCCCUCCAGCCUGGGCCACCCUCGCCUCCAGCCGGCCCCGCCUUCCCACAGACCCAGCCCCACGGCGGGACCUAGCCACCGGGGGACCAACGGUGCUGGACCCCCCCAUAGAGGCCACCCUUCCACCUCCAGCCCCGAUUCUCACUCCAAAGGCAGGGACGCGGCGCCACCACAGUCCCAGGCCAAGAAGGCCGCUCCUCCCAAGCCCGUGUGGGUGGACGUGUCGGUGCUACCCAGGAUACCAAAGAUCAAACGGGAGACCAACGGCCUCGGCAACGACAGCGCCACUAGGGGGAGCAGCAGCAGCAGCAGCAACGGUUUCCCUGAGUCAGGCAUGCAGAGCCUGGCCGGGAACCGAGGCAGGCAGCACAGUGUGGACCAGCAGCAGGGGCGGCAGGACGGCCAGACUCCCCGACACAGACCCGGCCCAUCCCCGGCCUUCGCCAGCUCCUUUUCCUCGUCGUCCUCCUCUUCCUCGGGUUCCCCCGCCAACCCUCCGCACUCCUCCUCCUCUUCCACCAUUUGCUUCCGGAUCAACUCCAGCGGGAGCGCUUGGCACGCGCGCCCGCUCAGCAACGCGUCCGCGAUGGCGGCGGGGAGCUCGGAGGAGGACGAGGCGGCCAGGAAGAGGGGCAGGAGUCAGCAGAAGCGGCCGGGCUGGCGUGCGCAGGUCAAAGAGGAGCCGGGAGAGCGGGACGCGUACGACCCCUUCCAUCCCACCGGCUCGGAGUCCGACGGCUCGGACGGCGAGCCCGAGAGCCGAGGCGCAGACUGCAAGUCCCAGCGUGCUCGGGGGGGCUCCAGGCUUCCUGACGUGGGGGGCAGAGCGGGAUUUCGGAAGCAGGUUAAAGCUGAGACCCUGGAGAGGAGGAUCUCACCAGAGGGGGAGGGCGUCUCAGGGGAGCAUGUCAAGGUGAAGAAGGAACCAGAGCCCUCUGGCAUCAGAGACUGUGGGCGGACUAAUCGUAGCCCACAACGAGCACCCGAACCUGGGGCGACCAGCAGCACCAACCCCCUGCCUCACCGCCUGGUGCCUGUGAAGACUGAAAAGCCAGAACCAGCGGAGGAGAGCAGUCUACAGAGCCAGACCUCUACCUCCUCCCUCCAGAGAAGAGCUCCCUCUGCCUCCAGCUCAGCCUCUACCUCAGCCUCCAGCCUCCCUGGCGAGAGGAGGUUAAAGACUGAGGUCAAACAGGAACCUGGGGACAGUCCAGCCGGGUCCCCCUCCAGGUCCUCAGGCCGGGGCAGGCAGGUGUCCGGGGGCAGCGGGGCGUCCAGGGAGCAGCAGUCAGCCUCCAGCAGCCCGGAGCCAGGCAGGCGGAGGAGAGGAGGGCAUCCAGACUCAGGGCAGGCAGGGAGGAGGAGGGGGGAGGAGCAGGGCUCAGGGGAGGCAAGGAGGAGGAGGGGGCAGGGCUCGGGGGAGGCAGGGAGGAGGAGGAGGGGGGAGGAGGGCAGUGAGAGGAGGAACAGCUGCUCCGGGUCCCGGGACAGGAGGAGGCGUUCUCCCUCAGACAGCUCUGACUCAGGGGCGUCUGAGAGGUCACACAGGAAGAGGCGCUCGCGCUCCAGAGACGGGAGACGGUCCAGGUCAGGCUCAGACUCCAGCAGUGGAGAACCCGGGAAGAGUAAAAAGCAGAAGAGAGGAGGGAGUAGGGAGAGGAGCGCCGGCAGAGAGGGCGGUAGAGACCGAGGCCGCGUGGCUAAAGACAAGAGGUACGCGCGCUCGCGCUCCAAAUCCAGGGAGAGGAGGAAAGAGCCCUCGCGACCCCCGCCCUCCAGCUCUAGGGGCAAGGCGGACUCCAGGUCCGGAGGCGGGAAGAGGCCGCAGUCCCGUUCCCGGUCCAGAGAGAGGAGGAAAGGAGAGGGGUCAUCCGCUGGGUCCUCCAAGGGGCCACAGAAAAUGGCUGCAACUCCGGCCACCUCUGACCUCUCCAAGGAACAGCAGGGGAGGAAGAGAGAGAAGAAACUCCCGGGACUCCCCGUAAAGGAGGAAACGGAGAGAGAGGUGAAGCGAGAGGCGUCUUCCUCCAACUCAGGGCUGACACCUCUCUCCGUCUCUGGGGUGAAAGGGGAGAGGAACCACCGUGACGGCUGUGCCUCCGCUAAACCCACCCAGGAAACCCAAGUGGCCAAAGCCAUCAAGAAGGAGAAACUCACUUGCUUUGAUAUAUUCGGAGAAGAUUCACCAGACGAUGAACCCGUGAAGGACGAGAAGACGACCUCCCUCAGUGCAAUCAAGGACUUUUAUCUGAAGAAGGAAAAAGAGAUCAAGAAAGACAAAAUGCGCUCCCCCGAAAACGAGCCUCGCUGCUCCACGACGUCCGGUGAGAAAAAGGAAGAGCGGGGAUCCAUAGCAGCCGUCGAGAUCAAGACGGAGCCCGCGUGGCCUGACCUGACCCUGGCGUCCAGUCCCCCUCCGCCACCUCCGGCCCCCGCCCAGGCCGUGCCCUUCGCCUCCCCCGCCCCCAACCCUGCUCCCCUGGUCGCAGUUCCUGCUGACAUCCCUCCACCCCCUCCGGCGCCUCAGGUCAAGCCAGAGACCCCAGCCCGUGUCCCGGCCGCCGCCCUCCCUGUGAGGCCGGCGGCCGAAGAGCCCUCGGACUCUGACGAGGACUUCAACGUGGAUAUGAUGCUGGACAGCCUGGACUUUGUGAAGAGCGAGAAGGCGGCGGAGAGAGAGGGGGCGGCGGCGAUGGGAGCCGAGGUCAAACAGGAGAGGGAGGAGGAGAAGGCGGAGGGAGAGCCGGUGCCGGUAAUGGCUGGAGCCAGGAGCAAAGCCCCGGUGAAGAGGGUGACCUGGAACAUCCAGGAGCCCGACGGGCCCCAGCCAGAGAAGACCGGCAGCAAACUGGCUCUCUACAAACUGAAGCUGAAACAGGAAGGAGCACGCAGACCUUCCUCCAAUCAGGACCCCUCAGGGGCCCUGCCCAGCGGUGACCCCUCUGCCCAGGGCUCCAAGAAGGGCAGUGCCAGCAGCCUGGCCCAAGCAGGGCUGUCAAUCCCUGGGCGGGGCCAUGCCACCGACACCUUCUCAGAGGCCACAGAUGAACCCAGGAACAAUAAGUACAUGAAGAAGCUGCACAUGCAGGAACGAGCCGUGGAGGAGGUCAAACUGGCCAUCAAGCCCUUCUACCAGAAGAGAGACAUCACCAAGGACGAGUACAAAGACAUCCUCCGCAAGGCCGUCCAAAAGGUGUGUCACAGCAAGAGUGGCGAGAUCAACCCUGUGAAGGUGGCCAACCUGGUCAAGGCCUACGUAGACAAAUACAAACAUGCUAGAAAACACGGGCAAGGAAGAGAAGAUGGAGAGACGACUCAGGAGACAGAGACCGAGGGAGCCAAAGACUCUGAGAGCCCAUGAGUUUGCACGAGUCCAGGACAGCCUAAGAACCAUCCCAGAUGAGAGAGACUCGGACAUAUUUGUUUUGCUGUCAUUAGUUUUGGUCUGGAUUGUGAUGCAUACUGUGAAAGGACUUGUGGACUUUGAGAUGCCCUGUCUUUAGACUCUUGUUUUGUUUAUUUUUUUAAGGUUUGUAUGGGUAGUGUGCCACAUUAUGGAUAUCAGUUUUUGUUUGUUUUGUGAUUGAAAAGAGGAAUAGAGAAGCCAAUGUUUUGCACAUAUGUUCAGGGUGUGUUUGCAAUACACUCUGCUCUGGUGUCAUCUUGUGUUUUGUAAAAUAAGAAUGGAAUACAUCUUUUGUAGCUCUUUUGAAACAUUUGCAUGGGGUGCGGUCUCCAAAGAGACAGGCGUCAGAUUACCUUUCAGUGCUGCUGUUUUAGAGGCUCUGUCCAAGGUCGCUGACUACCAGCACGGCUCGUACUUUUUGGUCUUUUCUGUUUCUGUUUGUGUUUUUGAGUAUGUGUCCGUGGCAUUUUGUUUGGUAGUACGUGGUGCAAGAUUAAGGAGUCUAUAUACAGCUAAUUUAGGAAAGAUCUCAUAACCUGUUUAUUUUGGAAAGAUCUACUUUUGUUUGUUUGAAAUGUUGCCAUUUUUGUAGAAAAUGAAAAGAUGAAGAUGAUGAUAAUCCAGGAUUUUAGAUUUAAUGUAAAUUUGACCAUGAAAUACCAGUAUUUCUGCCCUUCCAAUUGAGGUUGUAUGUUAUGCACUGAGCAUCAGUAAGCUGUGGCUGGAUGUAGGUUUAGUUCUUUCUUUUUUUAAUAGUUCUAUUCUGAAAUCUGUUCUAUGUAGAGCUCUGUGCUACUCUGGGCACUUCUGUAUAACUUCCUCUAGAAUCAUGAGACACCACAGCUCUUACCCACCGAUCAGUCUGCUGUCAUCCAGAGAAUGUCCGGCAGCUUUGAUCGUCAGGCUCUGUGAAAACACUGUUCAUCUGAUAGUGGUGCUUGUUUGAGAGAAUGGUGCAAACUGCACCAGCUAUCUGGCUGUCCUUUCUUUCCUAGAUCAGAAAGAUGGGUUCAGGUUUAUGGAUCAGGAUCCUGUAAGGUUUAGUUGGAUCCAUCCGUUUAAGUUGUCACUCCUGCAGCCUAAAGAUUGGUGAUCAUGGGUAAUGAAACCUCCCAGUUUAAGUUGGUGCUCACUUUUAAACGGGGAAACACUUAGUUACAUCUUCGUUCAGAUGAAGUGCAAUAACUUUCAUGGUUACGUUCAUUACCACUGUGAUCUUUUUCAAAUAAUAAGCUAAUUCAGACACAGGUUUUGUACUGAGUGCACAUGUCCUCAUUAUCAUGACUUUUCACUACUGUAGGAUUCCUCUAUGGAACUACAUUGCCUUGGCAAUGUUGUUUGUGUUGCACCGCAGCAGGAAGGUGUGUGGAAUGUCGACUUGCCUUGGCCUUCAGCUGUGUGUGGGAGGUGAUAUAAUACCAGGUGCUUUAAUUAAUAAGAAUAUAGCUUGUUCACUUUUCUCUUCAAUCACGUAGUAGUAGGAGCACAGAAUAGAGGGAAAUACAAUUUCAGAUUAAAUUGAUCCUAAUUAAUUUAGUGUUUAAUGUUUAAAAGGACCUUUGUAAUAUUGGUGAGCAACGGUGUACGUGCAAUGUUCUGUCGAUUAACCCCCUAUUUACCAGUAAAAUACAGACUACACCAGAAACGGCACCUCCAAGAAAAUAUAAUUUCUUGUGGGUACCAACAUAUAGUUUGUUGGGAUAGUUAGCAUGAAAUGUGUGCAGUUUCAACUGAUGGAGAGGGUGUUCUUAUGGAUAUAAAGCAAUGUAGGGCUGCUCUAUUUCAACAGGGCAGCUUGCCCGUGCUGCCUUCUCUACAUCUACACUGAGCCAACUGGACGAUCUGACUGUAAAUACUUAUGUUAUUGUUGUAAUAAACAAAGAAAACAUU